This is a messenger RNA of Sorex araneus (European shrew), 444 nucleotides long. RefSeq names its product sentan, cilia apical structure protein (gene SNTN). The record is from RefSeq and is a predicted model, not a curated record. Gene Ontology annotation, molecular function: transition metal ion binding. The coding region runs from base 1 to 444 and encodes 147 amino acids. The transcript is spliced from 4 exons. Lineage: Eukaryota; Metazoa; Chordata; Mammalia; Eulipotyphla; Soricidae.
AUGUGUGGCUGUACGCACAGUACUCAGGACCAAGCACUCCACCUGGAUGGGGAGCCCAAUCCUACUGCAGCCCUAUCAUCCACCCUCGCACCGAGGAAAAUGCCAAAAAGCACUUCAAUAUCCAAACAGCUGGCUUCAAUAAAAGCUCUGAAGAAAGGCUCAGAUCUGGAAAAAGCCAUUGCCACCAUAGCCCUGAUUUUCAGAAAUUCUUCUGACCCUGAUGGUAAACUUGGAAAAGCUACAGCCAAAAAUCUGCUGCAAACACAAUUUAGGAAUUUUACAGAGGGACAAGAAAACAAAUCAAAAUACAAAGAUCUUCUUUCUGAACUUGACCACAACACAGAAAAUAAGCUUGAUUUUGAGGAUUUUGUGAUCUUGCUCUUAAGCAUUACUGUCAUGUCAGAUUUGCUACAGAAUAUACAAAGUGCAAAACAUAAGAAAUAA